AGAGUCUCCUGCGACCUGGAUUUAGUCCGCAGCGGCGGUGGCUGCCUUGGCGGACUCCAGCUGUGUGAGAUGGCUGAGGAUUUGGCCUCCAUCUUUGGCACCGAGAAGGACAAAGUCAACUGUUCCUUUUACUUCAGAAUUGGAGCGUGUCGUCACGGAGACAGAUGCUCCCGGUUGCACAAUAGACCGACCUUUAGCCAGACCGUCGCCCUCUUGAACAUCUUCCCAAACGCUCGGGACUCCUCCCGGGGCGCCGACGCUCUGCGCGGUGCCGGGAGGGACGCGGAGACGCAGGAGCACUACGACGAGUUCUUUGAGGAGGUCUUCGCCGAGAUGGAGCAGAGGUACGGCGAGGUGGAGGAGAUGCACGUCUGCGACAACCUCGGGGAACACCUGGCGGGGAACGUGUACGUCAAGUUCCGACGGGAGGAGGAUUCCGAGAAGGCCGUGGCCGACCUGAACAACCGCUGGUUCAAUGGGCGGCCAAUCCGGGCAGAGCUGUCCCCGGUGACCGACUUCAGGGAGGCCUGCUGCCGCCAGUACGAGACGGGACAGUGCGCCCGAGGGGGCCUCUGCAACUUCAUGCAUCUGAAGCCCAUCUCCAGCGAGCUGCGGAGGGAGCUGGACGGGCGCCGGCGCCGGCAGCCGAGGGCCAGGUCCCGAGCCUGAGCCCGUGGGCGUGGACGCGGCCGUGGAGGACCAGAGCGGGACAGCAGGCGGUCGCGAGAUAGGGAAAGAUCCCAGCUGUUUCGACCCUGUUUCUGCUCGACAGUGUUGUAGUGUACUCGGUGGACAAGCCAGUUCAUGAUGGCAUUUUUUAAUAAGAAAAUAAACAAAGAUGGGUUUCUGAAUAAAAUUUGCAGUGAUAUAGUUCAAACAA
Messenger RNA from Meriones unguiculatus (Mongolian gerbil), 880 nucleotides. RefSeq names its product splicing factor U2AF 35 kDa subunit-like. Gene Ontology annotation, cellular component: spliceosomal complex; U2AF complex. NCBI's taxonomy places the organism in Eukaryota, Metazoa, Chordata, Mammalia, Rodentia, Muridae. The record is from RefSeq and is a predicted model, not a curated record. The transcript has a single exon. Gene Ontology annotation, molecular function: pre-mRNA 3'-splice site binding; metal ion binding. The coding region runs from base 70 to 669 and encodes 199 amino acids. Gene Ontology annotation, biological process: mRNA splicing, via spliceosome.